AUGCCUUAUUGGUCAAAGGUUAUUUACACCGUUUUUACUCCAAAAGGUCGUCUCAAACAAUUCCCUCGCCCCAAAACCCUCACUUCUCUACUGCACUCUCCCUCUCCUCAACGCACCGAUCUGAUUCAAGGGAAGUGUUUAACGAUGGCGUUGAAGGUGCUGAAUCCGAACGCCGAGGUGCUGAACAAGUCUCAUGCACUUCACAUGAACAUUAACGCCGCAAAGGGCCUCCAUGAUGUGCUCAAAUCCAAUCUCGGGCCCAAGGGAACUAUUAAAAUGCUUGUUGGUGGAGCUGGCGAUAUUAAGCUCACCAAGGAUGGCAACACGCUCCUCAAAGAGAUGCAAAUACAAAGUCCUACAGCCAUAAUGAUAGCACGCACUGCUGUUGCUCAAGAUGAUACUAGUGGAGACGGUACUACUUCUACUCUCAUCUUUAUUGGUGAGCUUAUGAAGCAAUCAGAGCGGUACAUUGAUGAAGGAAUGCAUCCACGUGUUCUAGUAGAUGGAUUUGAAAUCGCUAAAAGAGCAACACUCCAGUUUCUUGAGAAAUUCAAGACUCCUGUAGUAAUGGGUGAUGAACCUGAUAAAGAGAUAUUGAAGAUGGUGGCAAGAACAACAUUGCGGACAAAGUUAUAUGAGGCAUUGGCAGAUCAGUUAACUGAUAUUGUUGUAAAUUCUGUUCUCUGCAUCCGCAAACCGGAGGAGCCAAUUGAUCUUUUCAUGGUUGAGAUAAUGCACAUGCGCCACAAGUUUGAUGUUGACACUCGCCUGGUUGAGGGUCUUGUUCUUGAUCAUGGUUCAAGGCAUCCAGAUAUGAAGCGGCGAGCGGAAAAUUGUUACAUUUUGACUUGUAAUGUGUCAUUAGAGUACGAGAAAAGUGAAAUAAAUGCAGGAUUCUUUUACUCAAAUGCAGAACAAAGGGAGGCAAUGGUUGCAGCAGAAAGAAGAUCAGUUGAUGAAAGAGUUCAGAAGAUUGUUGAUUUGAAGAAUAAGGUGUGUGCAGGUACCGAUAGCAAUUUCGUUGUCAUCAAUCAGAAAGGAAUUGAUCCUCCCUCAUUAGAUAUCCUUGCUCGAGCUGGAAUAAUUGCUCUACGAAGGGCAAAGAGGAGAAACAUGGAGAGGCUGGUUUUGGCUUGUGGUGGAGAGGCUGUUAAUUCAGUUGAUGACCUAACCACCGACUGCCUUGGUUGGGCUGGAUUAGUCUAUGAGCAUGUACUUGGAGAAGAAAAAUAUACUUUUGUCGAAAAUGUUAAAAAUCCUCACUCCUGCACUAUCCUCGUCAAAGGACCAAAUGAUCAUACAAUUGCUCAGAUUAAGGAUGCUGUUCGUGAUGGCUUGAGGGCAGUGAAAAAUACAAUUGAAGAUGAAUCUGUAGUGCUUGGUGCAGGGGCUUUUGAGGUGGCAGCCAGGCAAUACCUAGUUAACGAAGUGAAGAAAACUGUUAAAGGGCGUGCUCAACUUGGCGUGGAAGCUUUUGCUGAUGCACUUCUUGUGGUGCCUAAGACGCUUGCUGAGAACUCUGGCCUGGACACUCAAGAUGUUAUUAUUGAUCUUACGGGAGAACAUGAUAAGGGCAAUGUGGUCGGACUUAAUCUGCACACUGGGGAAGCAAUUGAUCCACAAAUGGAGGGUAUCUUUGAUAAUUAUUCGGUUAAGCGUCAGAUUAUAAACUCUGGGUAUGUUACAAGAGCCUUUCUUCCCUUCACAUUGUUAGUUUGCCUAAUUUCGUGCUUGAAAAAGUAAUUGUGCUUGUCUAUUUCACUCCUUUUGUCUAUUAUCCUUACGUGAGAAUCUUGGAUCUCUCUCUCCCUUNUUAAUUUUGGCUGUUGGGGACCUGGUGGCGGUUUCUUAGUCAUCAGAAAAGCUGAAAUGUU
Striga asiatica is the source of this 1874-nucleotide messenger RNA. The record is from the annotation of a GenBank genome assembly. NCBI's taxonomy places the organism in Eukaryota, Viridiplantae, Streptophyta, Magnoliopsida, Lamiales, Orobanchaceae.